Messenger RNA from Salvelinus namaycush (lake trout), 780 nucleotides. RefSeq names its product COP9 signalosome complex subunit 9. Lineage: Eukaryota; Metazoa; Chordata; Actinopteri; Salmoniformes; Salmonidae. The record is from RefSeq and is a predicted model, not a curated record. The transcript has 3 exons. Gene Ontology annotation, biological process: negative regulation of protein neddylation. The coding region runs from base 136 to 309 and encodes 57 amino acids.
CAUCGGAUAUAUUUUUAUAUGACACUGCAUCAAAACUGGCGACGGCAGCUAGCUAGCGGCUAGUUUGCUAAACAUUCAAGCGUUCAAUUAUUUAAUUAAUGUAUGACAAUUAAAGACCGAUAAAACUCAACCGUUAUGAAGCCAGCAGUCGACGAGAUGUUCCCCGAAGGAGCUGGGCCAUACGUGGAUCUUGAUGAGGCCGGGGGGAGUACAGGACUGCUCAUGGACCUGGCCACCAAUGAGAAGGCAGUUCAUGCAGACUUUUUCAAUGAUUUUGAAGACCUUUUUGAUGAUGAUGAUGUCCAGUGAGGAAGAUUAUGGGUUUAUUUUUGGGGAGGGGACUUUUUUUAAAUAUAUAUAUAUAAGGUGAUUGAAUGACAGACUGGAUGAUUUUUCUGGGACUACAUGGAAAACUGGCUAUUUAAACUCUAAUCACAUACAAUUUACAUUCAGCCAAAUAGCUAGUUCUAGGUUGUAACAAAAUCAUCACUGCUGCCACCAGAUGUUGCACCAAAAAUAUGUUGGAAUGUUCCAAUUUAUGAGUUGCUAUCAUGCUAACGUAGCUUCAACAUACUUCCAAGCUGGAUUGUAGGUCUGUCUCUCUCUCUCCCCUCUUCUCUCUGAGAACACCUGUUCCUCAGGCAUGUGGAGCAUAAUUAUAUACGGGAUGAUCCCAGAGCCUCCGAUGCAGUCAGAUUGCAGAUGGCAGAUGAUGAAUGGGGCGCCGCAAAGAAUCGCUUAAAUUAUUUGUAAUGACAAAUAAAAGCCUGACAAUAAUGA